CUUCCUGUUGGGGCAAGCGCUGGCCCUUGAGAAAGACUGUCUGGGGCUGGCGGCUCAGAGGGAGCAGCUGGUCUAAGCGGGCAGCGGGGCCUGGGGGAGGGCAGGGCCGAGGCCCAGGAGCCUCCCCCCUCUCCCCACCUUGCAGAUGGGGCCCCCACCUUGGCUGCUCAGGUCGUCUUGCUUGUGAUCGGAGAGAUGGUGGUUAGGUAUCAGGGCGAACUUCCUAUCUCCGGGGUUGGAGCCCCGGGCGCAGGGCAGUGAGGGAGGGGAGCCGCCUCCCGCCGGCCGCUGCGUGGGGCUGUUUACAACAGCCGCGUGUGGGAUUCCCAGAAAGAGACUCCAAACCGGACAUCCUGCGGCUGCAAAAUACCCAGAUGGGACCCAGGUGAGCCCGGGUGCCCACUGCCCCAGGUCCCCUGGCACAGGCCUCCCCAGGCCCCGUGCAGACACGCCAGGCCCUCAGCCCCAGCCCAUGGACCUGCGGGUGGGCCAGCGGCCCCCGGUGGAGCCCCCGCCCGAGCCCGCGUUGUUGGCCCUGCAGCAUCCCCAGCGCCUGCACCACCACCUGUUCUUCGCAGGCCUGCAGCAGCGCUCAGCGGAGCCCAUGAGGCUCCCCAUGGACACGCCGGGGCCCCAGCUGCAGGUGGGGCGGCAGGACCAAGAGCUGCGGCAGCUUCUCAAUAAAGACAAGAGCAAGCGAAGUGCCGUAGCCAGCAGCGUGGUCAAGCAGAAGCUGGCAGAGGUGAUUCUUAAGAAACAGCAGGCAGCCCUAGAGAGAACAGUCCAUCCCAGUAGCCCCAGCAUUCCCUACAGAACUCUCGAGCCCUUGGAGACGGAAGGAGCUGCUCGCUCUAUGCUCAGCAGCUUUCUGCCUCCUGUGCCCAGCCUCCCCAAUGACCCCCCGGAGCACUUCCCUCUCCGAAAGACAGUCUCUGAGCCCAACCUGAAGCUGCGCUACAAGCCCAAGAAGUCCCUGGAACGGAGGAAGAAUCCGCUGCUCAGAAAGGAGAGCGCCCCGCCCAGUCUCCGGCGGCGGCCCGCAGAGACCCUGGGUGACUCCUCCCCGAGCAGCAGCAGCACGCCAGCGUCAGGCUGCAGUUCCCCUAAUGACAGCGAGCAUGGCCCCAACCCCGUCCUGGGCUCCGAGGCGCUCUUGGGCCAGCGGCUGCGGCUGCAGGAGACCUCUCUGGCCCCGUUCGCCUUGCCGACAGUGUCCUUGCUGCCCGCAAUCACGCUGGGGCUGCCCGCCCCUGCCAGGGCUGAUGCUGACCGCAGGACCCAUCCGACUCUGGGCCCUCGGGGGCCGGUCCUGGGGGGCCCCCAUGCUCCCCUCUUCCUGCCCCAUGGCUUGGAGCCCGAGGCUGGGGGCGCCUUGCCCUCUCGACUGCAGCCCAUUCUCCUCUUGGAUCCCUCCGUUUCUCACACCCCUCUGCUGACGGUGCCCGGGCUUGGGCCCCUGCCCUUCCACUUUGCCCAGUCCCUACUGACCACCGAGCGGCUCUCUGGGUCGGGCCUCCACCGGCCACUAAGCCGGACCCGCUCAGAGCCCCUGCCCCCAAGCGCCACCGCCCCCCCACCGCUGGGCCCCCUGCAGCCCCGCCUGGACCGGCUCAAACCGCACAUCCAGCUGAUCAAGAGGCCAGCCAAGCCAAGUGAGAAGCCCCGACUGCGGCAGAUACCCUCCGCUGAGGACCUGGAGACAGAUGGUGGGGGAGUGGUGUCAGUGGGGGAUGACGGCCUGGAACACAGGGAGUCAAGCCAUGGGCAGCACGACACCAGAGGCCCGGCUGCUCUCCAGCAGCACCAGCAGGUGUUCCUGUGGGAGCAGCAGCGACUGGCUGGACGGCUCCCCCGGGGGGGAACUGGGGACUCUGUGCUGCUUCCCCUGGCCCAGGGCAGUCACCGGCCCUUGUCCAGGGCUCAGUCGUCCCCGGCUGCGCCUGCCUCCCUGCCGACUCCAGAGCCCGCCAGUCAGGCCCGUGUCCUGCCCAGCUCAGAAACACCUGCCAGGACCCUGCCGUUCACCACAGGGUUGGUCUACGACUCGGUGAUGCUGAAGCACCAGUGUUCCUGCGGGGACAACAGCAGGCACCCGGAGCACGCGGGCCGCAUCCAGAGCAUCUGGUCCCGGCUGCAGGAGCGGGGCCUCCGGAGCCAGUGCGAGUGUCUCCGGGGCCGGAAGGCCUCCCUGGAGGAGCUGCAGUCGGUGCACUCGGAGCGGCACGUGCUCCUCUACGGCACCAACCCGCUCAGUCGCCUCAAACUGGACAACGGGAAGCUGGCAGGGCUCCUGGCACAGCGGAUGUUUGUGAUGCUGCCGUGUGGUGGGGUAGGGGUGGAUACCGAUACCAUUUGGAAUGAGCUGCACUCCUCCAACGCAGCCCGCUGGGCCGCCGGCAGCGUCACCGACCUCGCCUUCAAAGUAGCUUCCCGUGAGCUAAAGAAUGGUUUUGCUGUGGUUCGGCCCCCAGGACACCAUGCAGACCAUUCCACGGCCAUGGGCUUCUGCUUCUUCAACUCCGUGGCCAUCGCCUGCCGGCAGCUUCAACAACAGGGCAAGGCCAGCAAGAUCCUUAUCAUGGACUGGGACGUUCACCACGGCAACGGCACCCAGCAGACCUUCUACCAAGACCCCAGUGUGCUCUACAUCUCCCUGCAUCGCCAUGAUGAUGGCAACUUCUUCCCCGGCAGCGGGGCCGUGGAUGAGGUGGGAGCGGGUAGUGGUGAGGGCUUCAAUGUCAACGUGGCCUGGGCAGGAGGUCUGGACCCCCCGAUGGGGGAUCCUGAGUACCUGGCCGCCUUCAGGAUGGUCGUGAUGCCCAUCGCCCGAGAGUUCUCUCCGGACCUGGUCCUGGUGUCAGCUGGGUUCGAUGCUGCCGAGGGUCACCCAGCCCCACUGGGUGGCUACCAUGUUUCCGCUAAGUGUUUUGGGUACAUGACGCAGCAGCUGAUGAGCUUGGCGGGCGGUGCGGUGGUGCUGGCCUUGGAAGGUGGCCACGACCUCACAGCCAUCUGUGACGCUUCUGAGGCCUGUGUGGCUGCUCUUCUGGGCAACAAGGUGGAUCCCCUCUCAGAAGAGGGCUGGAAACAGAAACCCAACCUCAACGCCAUCCGCUCUUUGGAAGCCGUGAUCCGGGUGCACAGUAAAUACUGGGGCUGCAUGCAGCGCCUGGCUUCCUGUCCAGACUCCUGGGUGCCCAGGGUGCCAGGGGCCGACACAGAAGAAGUGGAGGCAGUGACCGCACUGGCAUCCCUGUCCGUGGGCAUCCUGGCUGAAGAGCGGCCCCCGGAACAGCUGGUGGAGGAGGAAGAGCCUAUGAAUCUCUAAGGCUUCACAACGGAUUUGCCUGCCCACCCCUGCCCUUCGGACCUGGUUCUCCUCUAGCCUCUGGCAACAGUACCCAGUCCCCGGGUCUACAGAGGGCCUUCGGGCAGGUAGUUGGGGCCAGAGCACAGCCCCUUGCCAGUCACCCCAAGGAGCCUGAGCAGGGCCCUGCAUCUAGGAUAGGGACCAAAGAGGACCCGGGGAGGAGGCCAGCUGGGCAGCCAGCCCCACCUCAGUAGGGCUCUCUCAAGAACAGAGUCGACCCCUUUGGGGUCCAGGCCCCUGGCUGGGCCCCAUCCCUCAGGACUGCACAGAGGAGGACUAGCUCGGUCGGGCCCACCGAUAACCACUAUUCUUCAUGGCUCCGUAGACCCUGGGCUUUGCACACGGCCCCAGGCUCCACGCAGAAAUGUGAACUUGGCCUCAGCCAGGGUGGCCCUCCCUAGGCUCUGAGGGCUGAGCUGGAGUAUGGGGGCGGGGGGAGGGAGGGGGAAGUCAGGGAGUCCCUUACCCCUGAGUGCAGGGGCAUCCCUCUUGCCUGCUUCCUCAGAUGACUCUGGAAGCUUCCCCCCCCUGCCCACUCCCCCCCCCCACCCCCGCCACUGGGCAGGGAGACAAAGCUCCUUCCGAGAGAGCAGUGGUCGGCAGGCCUCCCAUCGGGUCCCAGCCCCUGCCACAGGCCCCCCUCCAUCAGCCAUCUCAGUGCCCUGGCGGAGCCGACAGGUGCUCUGGGAGUUCCGUGCUUCCUGAGCCGAUGGUGCCAAACUCUUCAUCUCCCCUCAGCGGCACAGUGUGACCGCCAGGGGCCCCUCGGUCACCGCCCCCCUCCGUGAGCCCUCUCUCUUUCUGGGGUCUCCCUCACCCAGCUCUCACUCCUGCCCCACAUAGGACUAGCCUGGCUGAGGGGAAAGGGGUGGGAGAGUGGAUGCAAGACACAGGGGAGGGGAGGCUGCCCUGGCAAAGUCUUCAAGGCUUCUGGGGUCCUGGCCUGGGGCCAAGAAGGAAAGUGUUUGUGUGCGUGUGAGAGAGAGUGUGAGAGUGUGUGUGUGUGUGUGUGUGUGUGUGUGUGUGUGUCUUCCCCAGGACCACCAUACCCUGUGUAUGUAUGCAUGUUUUUGUAAAAAAGAAAAAAAAAUAA
Molecule: messenger RNA, 4463 nt
Organism: Canis lupus familiaris (dog)
Lineage: Eukaryota; Metazoa; Chordata; Mammalia; Carnivora; Canidae
Gene: HDAC7
Product: histone deacetylase 7
Exons: 27
Coding region: 473-3328 (951 amino acids)
Biological process (GO): chromatin organization; negative regulation of transcription by RNA polymerase II
Cellular component (GO): histone deacetylase complex
Molecular function (GO): histone deacetylase activity
Source: RefSeq, a predicted model, not a curated record